Molecule: messenger RNA, 2505 nt
Organism: Colletotrichum spaethianum
Lineage: Eukaryota; Fungi; Ascomycota; Sordariomycetes; Glomerellales; Glomerellaceae
Product: putative beta-glucosidase I
Exons: 3
Coding region: 1-2505 (834 amino acids)
Biological process (GO): glucan catabolic process
Molecular function (GO): beta-glucosidase activity
Source: RefSeq, a predicted model, not a curated record
AUGGGAUCUCAGGUCGACGAUAGAGAUUUCAGGUCUCUGCUUCCCGAGCUCUCUCUGGAGGAAAAGGUUGCCCUUCUCUCGGGACGGGACUUUUCGACGGCAGCAGGCGUCCCUCGAUUGAACAUUCCUCCCAUAAAGGUUGCGGACUCUAUCGCAGGCGUCCGCCCGUCCGGGCUCACAGCUGAUGCGACAACAGCAUGCUUCCCAAACAACGCUUGCCUAGGUUCGACGUGGGACGCCGACCUGCUAGGCCAACUCGGCGAACAACUCGCAUACCAGGCGCGCCAAAAGAGCGCGCAGGUUGUCCUUGGCCCGACGAUCAAUAUCCACCGCGACCCUCGUGCCGGACGCAACUUCGAGUGUUUUAGUGAGGACCCGUUGCUGUCUGGACAGCUGGCGGGCGCAAUCUGCAACGGCAUCCAAAAACAUGGUGUCGGCUCGUGUCCUAAGCACUUCGUGUGCAAUGAUUCGGAGACACUGCGACACUUUUACGAUGUACAGGCAUCGAUUGACAGUCGGCCGCUGAGGGAGGUCUAUAUCGCUGCCUGGCAGCACUUGCUUCGGACGGCUAACCCGACGGGAAUUAUGACUGCGUACAACAAAGUUGAUGGCACAUUUUGCAGUGAACAUGCUCGCCUCAUCGAAGGAAUAUUGAGAAAAGAAUGGGGCUUCGAAGGCAUCGUCAUGUCCGACUGGUUUGCCGUGCACAACGUGGUCGAGCCCGUCAAGGCGGGCCUCGACCUCGAGAUGCCAUUUCCAGUGUUUAGGGGCAAGAGGCUGACUGCAGCUGUGCGGUCCGGCGAGUUGACCGAGGCCGAGAUCGACGCCAGGGUGCUCAAGAUGUUGGACCUCCGAAACCGCACAAGGACCUGUCAUGGCGAGCGGCCUGAGAGAUCAGAGGUCAAUGAGAAGACGAACGAGCUCUCUAGGAGGCUCGCUGCAGGCGGGAUCGUGCUGCUGAAGAACGAGAACGUGGCCCUUCCCCUAAACCCCUCAGACGCGCCAAAGAUCGCCCUUAUUGGGGAGUUUGCGGGCUCCCCCGUCGUGACCGGAGGUGGGAGUGCUUCGUGUACGCCGCAGUACCGGCACUCGCCAUUCGAAGUCUUGAAAGAGACAUUUCCUGGUGAUGCUGUUCGUUACCAUGCGGGGGUCCGAACGCGGCGGGUGAUUCCUGUUGUACCUACGGCACAGCUCACAUCGCAAGACGGUCGAAACGGGGUCGAUGUCAAGUACUACAAUGACGACUCGAUGGAGCCGAUAUUGACCGAGUUCCAGGAGAAGGCCGAGGUCUGGAUGUUGGGCGAGUUCAAGGCGGGGUUGAGAGUUCCCGGGUCUCAUAUCGAGCUUAGCGCUAAGUUGACGCCCGCUUCGACGGGAGAGCACACUCUUGCUGUGCGGACCACGGGUGAUUUCUCUUUGACCGUUGACGGGAAAGAAGUCAUCUCAGGGCCCCAGAAAGACAUCGCCACGGAACAGUUUAUCUUCAACCACGUCAAGCUCGAGACAAGAGCGCAGUUUCGAAUGAGCGCAGGUCAAGCCUACGACAUUAGGCUCAUUAACAAGUCGUGGGACCACUUGGUGAAGGGCGAGCCGACUCCCUAUGCUGCAACCAUUUGCUUUGAGGAGUAUCGCUCCGACGAGACGGCUAUUGCGGAGGCGGUCGAGCUUGCGAAGGCGUCGGACGUUAGCAUCAUCUACGCCGGCCGCAACGAACAAUAUGAAUCCGAAGGUUACGACCUGGAAGACAUCCGCAUGCCGGCGAACCAGACGGCGCUGAUCAAAGCCGUAGCUGCGGCUUCGAAGAAGACCGUUCUAGUAUUGCACUGCGGCAAUCCAAUUGACGUGAGCGCCGUCGUGGACGACGUCGAUGCCAUCCUCAACGCCCACUUCCCCGGCCAGGAGGGCGCGCGGGCGACUGCGGACAUCAUCGCGGGCAUAACGAACCCGAGUGGGCGCUUGGCGACCACAUGGUUCAAGACGCUGGAGGAUGUGCCAAGCUUCGGCGACUUCCCGGCCACCAAGGCGGAAGAUGGUAGCGUGCGGUUCCGUUACGCCGAGGGCUUGGGCGUAGGAUAUCGUCACCCUGAAGCUGCGGAGCGGGCGAGAUGGGCGUUUGGAUAUGGGCUAUCUUACACUUCAUUCAGCUACUCUGACCUUGCCACGACUGUGGGAGGACCAUCUAACAGUUCUAGGCUUCGAGUCUCCGUUAAGGUCAUCAACACGGGGUCUCGUGCUGGAAAGGAGGUUGUGCAGGUGUUUGUAACGCCAGCUAAAGAGACGUCCGUCUGGAGACCAGCGCGCGAGCUGAAGGCUUUCAAGAAGGUCCUCUUGCAGCCCGAGGAGUCGAGAGAGAUUGUUCUGGAGCUUGACAUCAAAAUAGCCUGCAGCUACUGGGAUGAGGCGUCGAAGGCGUGGAAGCUGGAGAAGGGACUUUAUGGCAUUGAGAUCGGAGGCUGCCAAGGGACCUUUUCGGUCGCUACGGGACUGGCCUGGAGAGGGCUGUGA